AUUAUUGUUUUAGGGGCUUUCGGCAUUGGGAUGACAAAUGCUGGAUUUACGCAUUGAUGAGCACUUUGUCAUUAGAGUUUUUAAUUAUCGACCAACACCAGAAACUUUUGGUCGAAAGGUCACAGGCACCUGUGCACUGAACUCUGACGUCAUCGCCUCAUUACAGCCGAGAGCCAUCAUAAUUAUGUGGAGUCGGCUUCUUCCGCAACCGCAGAAUCUUUAGACGUCUCUUCUUGCCCGCGAGCCCAUAAAUAAAGCCGAUCUUGGCUCAUUUUUAACGAUCUGCAUAUUUUGGCAACAUAAUUAACGGUGAAAAGAAUGUGAAAAGUAGCGAAUCGUAACGCGAAAGCCAGAAACACAAAACGAAUCAGACAAAAAAAAAACAGAAAAGAAAGAUACACGCGACUUUAAAGAAAGGCGAUAGAAAGAAGCAGAAGGUUUCUACGAGUCUCGAGCAGUUCGCUGUCUCUCAGUUCGAAAUCUCCCGUCCAUCCCAUCGGUGCCUCGAGCAAAUCUACUGGCCAGAAGCCCAAGUGAAACCGCUGAUAAUGCAAAAGGGGAAGUGCCAAAAAAAGCGAGUUAAGUGAGAGCAAAUCUAAAAGAAAGCAUCAUCAUAUCGGAUAUCGCCGCUGGGGUCGCCAAUUAAUCGUACUCAAUGAUCGCGAUUAGCGAUAACACGCUUGGUCAGCGAUUAAUGCGUCUGCAACUCGCAUUUCUCCUGAUCGGUUUUUGGGAUACUGUUGAGGCUUUGACAGUCGACAAUCAAUUGGUAUCGGCACGAAAUGACUGCUUCGAACGGAUUGCACUGGAGGCGAUGCUGCCAUUUGAGAAGACCUUCCGCACCGAAGACACCAACUCGUUGAAGAUGUGCAAGGAGAAGUGCCUGCAGGCGGGCGAGAAGUGUCAGGCCAUCUCGUUUGGUGUUCAUCGACGCGGAAACGGCACUUGUCAGUUGUCAUCGGAGCAGUACGGAUCGGGGGGCGGCGGGCGGCCGGGGGGCGUCAUUUUCGAUCCCGACUUUGAUCUGUACACGCGCAAGACGAACUGCUUCGACUUGAGCGACAACUCGAUUGCCCCCGGUCCACUGCCCAUUCCCGGACCCAGUCCCAUUUCUCCCGGUCCGACGCCACUGGAUCUGCCCAACAGGCCUUUGGAUGUGGGCAAUACGCCCGUGCUGGUGGUGAACCCCACGCCCCACACCUCGCCUGGUGGUGGUGGUGGUGGUCCUCCUCCGCCACUGGGACCACCCUCCUCUCUGCCACCCCCUGGAGUUGGUGAUCGCCUUUACUUCUCGCACGAUCUGUAUCCCCUCUACAAAUACCCAACUCUGUACGAGAACAACUACCCGUCGACCAACGAAGAGGCCUACAUUCCCGGUGGCUAUGCAGCCAAUGCCCCCGAGGUGGAUGAGCGUUAUCGACCGCACUACGGACCCAUCGAACCGGCAGAGGACGAGGGCAUUAGGCCCACGCCCCACAGCCCGCCCAGACCUAUCUUUGGAUUGGGCUAUGGAAAUGGCUAUAGCUACGGGUCCCCGGAGAGAUAUACACCGCCGACGGGGAGGCCAUCAAGUGGUUCCUCGGAGGAGCGUCCCAGUUAUGCUGGCAGACCACCGCGUCCCACUGCCGAUCGUCCGGAAUAUCCGCCAGGGCCACCACGACCCACUGAGUAUGCACCCCGUCCCACGGCCGAUCGUCCGGAGUAUGCUCCACGCCCCCAUGACAGCUCCACACCGCCUUCUUACGGACCACGCCCCAGUCCCAGCUAUGAUCCCCAUCGCGAACCCCGUCCUGACUACACCAAUAGACCCGAUCCACCAGCCAUGCCGCCGCAUGAUGGUUACGGAAUGAAUGGACCAUCGGCACGGCCACCGCCUCCUCCCUACGAGGGUCCACCUCCACCGCCACGGGAUGAGUACGUCCGUCGGAAUGGCAGUGCCAUGCGACCCGGAGACGGAUACGGAGGAUAUGAUGAUGACAAAACUAUUGCCACCUACUUCAAUCCCGAUGACUUCAUGCAAGGAAACAAACGACCAAUGCCUGGCGAUAGAGACCGCGAUCGACUGGGAUAUCCCAUGGAUGAACUAAAGGCUUGCUUCCGGCGAGUCCUGGCCGGCAAAAGGAUUGCCCCUCACUUCGUGCGCCGCUCCAUAUCCUGUGAGCGGGUGGAGGAGUGCAUGCGGGAGUGCGGACGGGAGCGCAGGUUCAUGUGCGAGGGCUUCAACUACCGGCUGGAUCCGUCGGGUCAUGGCCAGGGCGAUUGCGAGCUGGUCGAGAUGCCGCUGGCCCAGAUGGACCUCUACUCCAGUCCGGAUCGCCGGGAUGCCAAUCUGCUGAGGCAUCCGGACUACGACUACUACGAGCGGGAUCGCAAUGCGCCGAGCAGCUGUCGUCGCAGUGCUUGCCAGGAUUGCUCCAAGGGUCCGGUGAGCAGUCAACCCGUGUACUUCAAGCCCAGUGCGGGCGGCGGCUAUGGAGAUCGGGACAGGGAGAGGGAUCACUACCGUCCGCCGGUUAGCACGGCCGUGGAUCACUAUCGCGGACCAUCGGGUCCACCGGGCAGCUCCUACGAGCACCGACCGCCGCCCUUCUCCUCCGAGUUCCAUGGCUCGCACAGCUCGUCCGCCCAUAGCUCGUCCUCCCAAUCCUCCUAUGAGUUUUCCUCCCAUGGCUCCGGCUCGAGCACGGGCUCCAGUUCAGGAUACUUUGGCCACACCCCGCCCAGCAGUUAUGGCGGUGACCAUGCCUACGUCGAUCGCCACGAUCCACCACACUAUCGCCCUGGCAGACCGGACCGCUGGGAGACUUUGCCAAGUAGUUCCGGCUACGAUAGCUCCGUCUACAGACCGCCACGCCCGGAAACGGAUCGCAUUGACAAGUACCGGCCACCCUAUCGUCCUGGCUCGGAUUACUCACCCUAUCGACCACCGAGUCGUCCGUCGCACAACUACCUCGACCGCGAUGGACCAGGAGCACCGGGACCACCCGGCUCCUACAAGAAGCCCAACAAGUUCGUACCCUAUCUGAUUGGUGGCGAGGACAACUGGGGACACUACGGCGGCAGCUACGGCGGAAGCAGCAAGCACUCCUCCUCCUCAUCCUCCUCAUCGUACUGGGGUCUGAGUGAGUCGCAGCGGCGCAAGGACCAGCAGGACUUCAACUAUUUCCAGCUGGGGGCCCCGACCCCUCAUCGCGAUUCCAACUCGGUGCUCAGCUAUCCGGGAUCUGGCUACGAGGAGGAUUACCCAAGGAGGCGCAACGAUUACCGUCAGCAGUGGACACGGCGACCGGGACAAGAUGAAUGCUCGGCCAAAACCAGCGAGGGAUUCCGGCUGCACAAGACGGCCGUGAAGCACGCCUACAACGUGCCCACUUUGACGGAGUGCGAGCGCCUGUGCUCGGAUCAGCGGCCCAGUUUCAUUUGCCACACCUACAGCUACAGGUAUAACCAGGCUGGCAGGGACAACUGCAUGCUCUGUGACCGACCCAUCAAUAUGCUCGACUACUACGUGGACAUAGAGCCGGAUCGGGACUACGACAUCUACUCCAUGGCGGACGACAUGGACGUGUGCCGGCAGCCUCCGCCAUCGCGACGACACGAUACCGCCGGUCCGAGCACCGCCCUCUCGGAUCCCCGAAAUGCACAAUGCUUCUUCCGUGCAAUUGAUGCCACACGUUUCUUCAAGUCAAUUGUGCGCGACUCGCUGACCGUGCGAUCUGUGGGCGAAUGCGAGAUGGAGUGCAUCCGGUCCACGAAGUUCACCUGCCGGGCCUUUGCCUUCCGAUAUGGCCAGCAGCGGCAUGCCGGAGUCAUCGACAACUGCCAGCUGAGUGACUGGCCGGUGAGGGACAUGGACAAGGAGCGCCAUCUCAUCCUGGACGCAGCCUUCGACAUUUUCGAGCGGGCGAGCUAUGGCCAUGGAUGCGAGAUCCAGCCGAUUGUGGAUGAGAAGCACAAGAAACUCUGCUAUUUGGGUUAUGGAUCUCCGGCUAGACUGCUUCCGCCGGCCAUUAAGAAGGUGAUUUCCGUGCCCUCGGAGAUGGCCUGUAAGAAGGAGUGCAUCCGCUUCCGCGAGACGACGCCUUUCAAGUGCUUUGCUUUCAGUUAUGGCUCCCAUGCUAGCACCUUCAACUGCGAGCUUUCCGAUCUGGAUCAGACCGAGUUGAAGCAGGAUGUGCACUAUGCACACACCAAGGAUCGCGACUUUUGGCUCUUCGCCUGGAAUCCCUUCGACUGGACCUGUCGCGACAAGGUCAACACGAUUGGCGGAUCGAGGGUUAAUAACGAUCGCCGCAUGGACAUCUUCCGGGAACCGGGCGACGUGGCCUGGCGCCACUACACCGUCUCCGGCAAACCCUGCCGCCGAAGCAGCCCCUGCGCCAAGAAUCUGAUCACCGGCUUCUACUCCUGCGAGACGGACGCCUCCGAGGUUGGCUCCUGGGACUACUGCUGCAAGGCGGACCAUCCCUGCGGCUACAGCAAGGGCUUCGAUUAUCCCUGGUGCUUUGUGGGCGACGAGUCGGACCAGUGGCGCAAGUGCAGCGAUCGGUACUUCCCCGGCAAGAACGGCACCCAGGCGACGCACUCCCAUUUGGGACUGCCCAGUGCCAAGGAGCAGCAGAAGCAUCCGCAUACGCAUUCGCAUCCGCAUCCGCACCAUUCGCAGCCGGCGACAGCGGCCAGCAGCGAAUAUAGCCAGCAUCCCCCGCGACCCGGCGGAUUGCAGAGCCUCAGUGACUUUGCCGCUGCCCGUCUGUGGCCCGUGACCUACCUGUACAGUGAGGGCCCGCCCAAUGCCACCGAGUUCAGCAACUUUGUCGACUGCAACAAGGAUUCGUGCUAGUGGUGCGAUGAUCUAUGCUGGCUUUAGUUUAUUAAGCAAUACUUGUGUACAAUAGAUUCCCCCUGAGAACCCAAAAUCCAACAUCCAAUAUCCAAAACCCAAGCCCCUAAUCCCGGACAGAUCUACUCGGACCGCGUGGACGUUGUCGUUGUGAUCAUCAUUGAGAUUGGAUACCAUUGUCGUCAGAGCCAAGCGAAACCAAUUAACUUAUUAACUUAACUCCCCUGAAUGUUAAAUGCAACCUUAAUGACAGCUUGCGUGCAGGCAUUCUUUCUAUCUAUAAGCUGAAUUGUAUGUAUUAUUAAUAAAAUUAGUUUUUACGAAGAUAAAAAA
Drosophila elegans is the source of this 5176-nucleotide messenger RNA. RefSeq lists its product as uncharacterized. NCBI's taxonomy places the organism in Eukaryota, Metazoa, Arthropoda, Insecta, Diptera, Drosophilidae. The record is from RefSeq and is a predicted model, not a curated record.